This is a messenger RNA of Plasmodium falciparum 3D7, 1041 nucleotides long. RefSeq names its product rifin. The transcript is spliced from 2 exons. The record is from RefSeq and is a predicted model, not a curated record. NCBI's taxonomy places the organism in Eukaryota, Apicomplexa, Aconoidasida, Haemosporida, Plasmodiidae. Bases 1 to 1041 code for a protein of 346 amino acids.
AUGAAACUGCUGCACUACUGUAAAGUAUUGUUAUUUUCCCUUCCAUUAAAUAUAUUGGUGUAUAGUAAAAAUAAACCAUACAUCACACCACGUCAUACACCAAAUACUACAUCACGAGUAUUAAGCGAAUGUGAUAUAAAUACGUCCAUUUAUCAUAAUGAUCCGGAUAUGAAAUCUGUGAAAGAAAAUUUCGAUCGACAAACCUCACAAAGAUUACGAGAAUAUGACGAAAGGUUGCAAGAUAAACGACAAAAACGUAAAGAACAACGUGACAAAAAUAUACAAAAAAUUAUUCAUAAAGAUAAAAUGGAGAAAAAAUUAGCAGAGAAAAUAGAAAAAGGUUGUCUUAUGUGUGCGUGUGGGCUAGGAAGUGUUGCAGGAAGUGUUGGAUUAUUAGGGGGAUUUGGUAUCUAUGUUUCUAAAAGCGCAGCGUUGGCAACAGCUAUAGCUGAAGGUGCUGAGACCGCUAAAGCUGCCGGUGAAGCUGCACGUAUUCCAGCAGCUAUUGAUGCAGUCAUUAAAGGAAUAACAAAAGUAUUUGGUGUAUCGACUCUAGGUGUUCAGCGAUUGGAAUCAUUAUUUACUGCAAAUAUUUAUAAUAAUGUUACAAUGAUUGCUCGUGCCAUAAAUGAACAAUAUAAUCCAUCGUCAUGUAUAUUACCUAUCGGUGGCUCUGGCGCUGAUAAGUCUAUUUGCCCUUGGGUGAUGGAAAAAUAUCUACCUGCACAAAACAUUCCAGAGAUGACUCGAGGUGGAGCUCUUUCAAUGAAUGAUGUUAUAGAAACAGCUGUAAAAUCUAUCGUCACAGAUGCCAAAACUGUUGCUGAAACAGCUGCAAAAAAGGCUACUGAAGAAGCUAUAAAAGCUAGCACUGAUGCAGUAGAAUCUGCAUAUGCUGCUUGUCAGACUGCUAUAAUUGCUUCUGUAGUUGCAAUAUUGGUAAUAGUUUUGGUUAUGAUGAUAAUAUAUUUAAUUUUACGUUAUCGUAGAAAAAAAAAAAUGAACAAAAAACAACAAUACACAAAAUUAUUAAAUCAAUAA